GUGAAUGAGAGUGAUGAUUUAUUAAUUUGACAACCACAAAAAUAAAAAUAUAUGAUGAUGAAACUAAAUACAAGUAUGAUGAGCAUUGCUUCACACCACCAGGGGUCUCCAAUCGCAAUGACACUUCUUCAAUUAACACCCAAAAACGUGGCCGUCGUUGGCGGCGGUGCUGCAGGCUUAGUGGCGGCGCGCGAGCUUAAAAAGGAAGGCCACAAAGUUGUGGUAUUCGAGCGUGGGGCCCAGUUAGGUGGGACCUGGGUUUACUCGUCCGAGGUAGAGUCUGACCCGCUUGGACUCGACCCAACUCGGAAAAUCGUUCAUUCUAGCCUCUACAGCUCUCUCAGAACUAAUCUUCCUAGAGAAGUUAUGGGCUUCAGUGAUUUCCCCUUUGUUGCUUCUGGAAAGGCGAACAGAGAUUCACGAAGGUUUCCAGGUCAUGAAGAGGUGUUGAGAUACUUAGAAGAUUUUGCCAACGAGUUUAGGCUUCAAGAGUUGAUUCGUUAUCAGACUGAGGUGUGCCAUGUUGGAUUGGAGACAAAAGGAAAGUGGAAGGUGAAAUCUAGAAGCUAUGUUGGAGAUGAUGAUAGUGAAUUCGAUGAAACUUAUGAUGCUGUGGUUGUCUGUAAUGGACAUUAUGCUGAACCGCGCAUUGCUGAAAUUCCCGGCAUUGAGCAUUGGCCUGGAAGGCAAAUUCAUAGCCACAAUUAUCGUAUUCCAGAGCCUUACAAGGAUCAAGUUGUAGUAUUGAUAGGAAGCUCCGCUAGUGCUGUUGAUAUCUGCCGAGAUCUUGCUGCAUUUGCCAAAGAAGUUCAUGUUGCAUUGAGAUCAAAACCAGAUGGAAAUUACGGGAAGCAAACAGGUUACAAUAACCUGUGGCUUCAUCCAAUGAUUGAAAGAGCUCAUGAAGACGGUAGAGUUACAUUCAAAGAUGGUAGUGUGGUUCUUGCAGGAAUCAUUCUUCACUGCACAGGCUACAAGUAUCAUUUUCCUUUUCUUCGUAAUAUUGGUGCCGUAAAAGUUGAUGAUAAUCGUGUGGGGCCACUUUACAAGCAUGUAUUUCCACCUACAUUAGCCCCAGGGAUCUCCUUUGUUGGUCUCCCGUGGAAGGUUGUACCUUUCAUCCUUUGUGAACUUCAAAGUAGGUGGAUAGCAGGGACUUUAUCGGGCCGGAUAUCACUUCCAUCAGAAGAGAAAAUGAUGGAUGAUAUUGAAGUUUUCUAUGCAAAAUUGGGUGCUGCAGGAAUUCCAAAGCGGUAUACUCAUAACAUCGGUGAUCAUCAGUUUGAAUAUGAUGAUUGGCUUGCUGAGGAAACAGGAAGCCGUCUCAUUGAGGAAUGGAGAAAGGGCAUGUAUCGUGCAACUAGCCUCCGAAAGAGAUCUCAACCGGAGACAUAUCGUGAUGAAUUUGAUGACGAAGACUGGAUCAUGCCAGCAUAUCAAGAUUUUAAGCAAUACUUGCCUGUUGUACACAGCGCUGUCGUUUCCUCUUCUGCACUUUGAUUUUAACUUCAUUUCAUUUGUUAUACAAGUCUGGGCUCGUUAAGCAUUAUCAUGUAGCCGUGCCCUGCCUUUAUAAGCCAGAUUUUACUGGUAUGAUGGUAUGGUAUGUAGCCGUAUAAGGUUAUAUUUGUAUACCGAUUUGACAUGACAAGGGAAAUAUAUACUACCAAAUACAAUGUAUACUGCAGACAUGUUCAUGAAGUUCGCUUGCUAUUAUUAUAUUUUCUCUUGUACUUGUUACAUUUGACUUUUUACGCAAUUCAGUUUGUUAUUUUGAUUAUUA
This is a messenger RNA of Amaranthus tricolor (Joseph's coat), 1783 nucleotides long. Its product is annotated as flavin-containing monooxygenase FMO GS-OX-like 5. The record is from RefSeq and is a predicted model, not a curated record. Gene Ontology annotation, molecular function: NADP binding; N,N-dimethylaniline monooxygenase activity; flavin adenine dinucleotide binding. Bases 52 to 1500 code for a protein of 482 amino acids. The transcript is spliced from 8 exons. Lineage: Eukaryota; Viridiplantae; Streptophyta; Magnoliopsida; Caryophyllales; Amaranthaceae.